Molecule: messenger RNA, 1378 nt
Organism: Poecilia latipinna (sailfin molly)
Lineage: Eukaryota; Metazoa; Chordata; Actinopteri; Cyprinodontiformes; Poeciliidae
Product: sodium channel subunit beta-1
Exons: 3
Biological process (GO): regulation of sodium ion transmembrane transporter activity; regulation of heart rate by cardiac conduction; cardiac muscle cell action potential involved in contraction
Cellular component (GO): voltage-gated sodium channel complex
Molecular function (GO): sodium channel inhibitor activity; transmembrane transporter binding
Source: RefSeq, a predicted model, not a curated record
GAUUCAUCCCAGAUCUUCCACUAUGAACACCCCAACGCAAACAUCCUCCAUGAAGACUUCAGCGACCGGCUGCAGUGGCAGGGAACGCUGAACGACGACGUCCAGAUCGGCGCCGUUUACGUCCAGAACGUCACCUUCAACGACAGCGGGACGUACCGCUGCACCUUCCGCCGCACCCUCUUCCUGCCGCUGCAGCCCGAGAACGUGGUGGUGGAGAAGGAGGUGGAGCUCACCGUGGUGGCCGCAGCCAACCGGGAGCUGACAGCGGUGAUCUCUGAGAUCGUGAUGUACGUCCUGAUCGUGGUGCUGCAGCUGUGGCUCAUCCUGGUCAUGGUCUACUGCUACAAGAAGAUCUGGGACGAACACGAAGCGAGAGAGGCGAAGAAAGCCCUGGAAGCGGAGGGAUCACUGCUGGAGUCCAAGGAUCCCUGUGACGGCGUGCAGGCGGAGUAACGCCAGAGCAGAUUCAGCACGCUCCGCUGGAGCUGCAGCCUGAAAAGUUCAUAACGAAUAUGCUUUUACAUAUUUGUUGAAUCUGAGGUGAUUGACAGCGCUAAGCCCCACCUCCUGGCUCUGAUUGGUUGUUUUUGGAGCAUUUCUUCAGACAGCAGAUCAAUCUUUUCACAGAUUGUUUCUCUCACAACAAAGUGCAAUGAUGACAGGUUUGAUAAAUAUGUUAAAAAACCCACAUUUUUCAUAAAAGUUACUCAUAUCAGUUUUAAGAAGUGAAUUAACAUCCAGCCAGACGGAUUGCAGAUUUAUUCUGGAUCCUUCAGGGGUUCAUCGUCUCUGAAAGGCUUUGAAUGAUCAUGAGGUUUAUUCCUGAUGGAAACGUCUGACCUGAACCACCAGAACCUCUCAGGUGGUUCUGACAGCUUUAUCACUUCAGCUUAACCUGAGACAACAUGAAGGACUCUGAUGUCACAUCCUGUCUGUCACCAUGGGAAACCGCCUGAUUCGCCAAGCAGAAAAAAUAUUUCCUUUCUUCUUCUUGUCCGUCUGUCGAUCAUUUCUAUGUUUUCUUAUUUCUAGGGAUGAACUGAUGUGAAAACUUGGACCGAUAUUAGUAUCUGAUAUUACUACAGAUAACCGAUAUUUAUCAGUAUUAUAUAUUUCCAGGUGUUAGUUCAUCACUGCAUGUCUUCCUGUCUCUUCUCUGUUGGAUUUUGAUUUUAUUUUGAUCAUUUUCUCCCAUCUUGUGUUUAAUUUAUUUAAUUGAUCCUGAUCUGUUUUGAUUUCAGUUAUUUAUUCAUUUCUGUUGCAUCCAGUGAUCAUCAUCCCAUAGCUUUAUGUUCCCCACUUUCACUUUGUCAGAUCCUCCUGUUUUCUUCUUGCUCGUUUUUGUUCCGUUUCUUCCAUUAAAUUUUCAUUUUCAUCA